AUGGCCGAGUCCGCGCUGUCCCCCAAGUUCGCGCCGUUCUUUGGCAUGGCCGGCAUCGCGAGUGCCAUGAUUCUCGGAAGUAUGGGCGCCGCGUACGGUACGGCCAAGUCCGGCAUCGGCAUCGCUGGUGUCGGUACCUUCCGGCCGGACCUGAUCAUGAAGUGCCUGAUCCCGGUCGUCAUGUCCGGUAUCAUUGCCGUCUACGCACUCGUCAUCUCUGUCCUGAUUGCCCAGGAUCUGGCGCCGCCCAGCAGCAACGCCCACUACAGUUUAUUCAACGGCUUCAUGCAUUUGGCGUGCGGCAUCUCGGUGGGCGCAACGGGCCUUGCGGCCGGCUACUGCAUUGGUGUUGUCGGCGACAAGGGCGUGCGCGCUUACAUGGAGCAGUCGCGCAUCUUUGUCGGCAUGGUGCUGAUUCUGAUUUUCGGCGAAGUGCUGGGGCUAUACGGUCUCAUUGUCGGCCUGAUCCUCAACACGAAGAGCAAGGACUAA
Molecule: messenger RNA, 492 nt
Organism: Sporothrix brasiliensis 5110
Lineage: Eukaryota; Fungi; Ascomycota; Sordariomycetes; Ophiostomatales; Ophiostomataceae
Product: V-type H+-transporting ATPase 16kDa proteolipid subunit
Exons: 6
Coding region: 1-492 (163 amino acids)
Biological process (GO): proton transmembrane transport
Cellular component (GO): proton-transporting V-type ATPase, V0 domain
Molecular function (GO): proton-transporting ATPase activity, rotational mechanism
Source: RefSeq, a predicted model, not a curated record